Cladophialophora immunda is the source of this 1491-nucleotide messenger RNA. RefSeq lists its product as uncharacterized. Gene Ontology annotation, cellular component: membrane. The transcript has 6 exons. Gene Ontology annotation, biological process: transmembrane transport. Gene Ontology annotation, molecular function: transmembrane transporter activity. The record is from RefSeq and is a predicted model, not a curated record. Bases 1 to 1491 code for a protein of 496 amino acids. NCBI's taxonomy places the organism in Eukaryota, Fungi, Ascomycota, Eurotiomycetes, Chaetothyriales, Herpotrichiellaceae.
AUGUCUGAGCAGAACAAGGAAAUUCAGGUUGACCAAUCUGAUGAUGCUUCCGUCACCGAUCCUUCAGAGCAGACAAACAGCGGAACUCCCGGCAAAUCGCGAGCUGAACGGCUACUUGUGCGGAAAAUGGAUUUCUUCAUUCUGCCAAUGCUUGCAACAAGUUUUUUGGUUGCAUAUCUUGACAGAAACAACUUGGGCAACGCUCGAAUCAUGACGCUGCAAAAGGAUUUGAGAAUGACCGAUGGCCAAUUCUACAACUGUCUGAUGCUGUUUUUUGUCGGAUAUUGUGUUUUCAUGCUGCCAGCCAACCUACUUCUGCGUGUGAUAGGACCACACCGCCAACUUGGUGGCGCCAGCAUUCUUUUGGGCGUAUGUGUCUUCGUAAUGUCCGCUGCCCGUAACUGGAAGACAAUCGCCGGGGUUCGUGUUCUGAUUGGAGCCUCGGAGGCCUUUAUUCAGAGCCUGGUCCUAUAUACUAAUGUGUGGUACAAAAGAGAUGAGGUUGCCACUCGGGGAGCUGUUUAUUACUCCGCUGCGACAAUAUCUGGCUCCUUUAGUGGUCUGUUGGCCUAUGGAGUUGAAAAGAAUCUGACUGGGGUGCACGGGAAAGCCGGGUGGCAGUGGCUGUUCAUCAUCGAAGGAGCGAUAGCUGUAGGUCUGGGCCUCCUAGUUUGGAUCAUCCUUCCCGGCUUUCCAGACCAAAUGAAGAACAAAAAGAAAUUCCCUUUCACGGACAAAGAAGUAGCGUUGGCUAUCGAUCGUUCGCUGGUCUACAAUACUCCUGAAUCAAAGGUUCAACCUCGGCAGAUUUUGAUCGCCUUCAAAGACGCUCGGCUCUACUUAUUCAGCCUCAUUACUGGGUCUUUGGGUUUAGGAGUGGCAUCGCUCAGUUCUUUCCUUCCCAGCUUCAUCAGGGCGUUCGGAUUCUCCCCACUUAAUACACAACUCUUCUCAGUCAUUCCAUACGCAUGUGCAACAGCCACGAUGAUUGUUGUCAACAUCCUCUCAGAUCGCACAGGCCUGAAAGGAUACUUUCUUAUGGGAACCCUUGGUCUUUCCUGCGUUGGGUACAUCAUCCUGCUUACAGUCACGAAUGUUCCGGUUCUGAUCUUCGGCACUUGUCUCGUAUCCAGCGGGGUCUUUCCUUCGGUGGUUCUGCUUGUUGCUUGGGUGGGAAUCAAUAUUGCCGGCUACACCAAACGUGCGACCGUGUACGCCAUUUCACAGGUUUUCAGCCAAUGCCUAUCCAUGAUCGGGACGCAGAUCUAUAAAAAGUCACCUCGCUACAUUGAGGGACAUUGCAUUGUCUUGGCCCUCCUCGUAACUGGUCUGAUUCUCACAGUUACGGCUCAAGCCAUCAUGCGAAUCAAGAACCGUGGCAAAGAGCGUGUCAAAGCGGAAUACGCGUCAAGAAACGAGAUUCACCCUCAUAUGGAAAAAUCGCUGGAGGAGGUUUACGAUGAUCACAUUGCCUUUCGAUACAUUCUGUGA